This is a messenger RNA of Drosophila eugracilis, 1367 nucleotides long. RefSeq names its product enoyl-CoA delta isomerase 1, mitochondrial. Gene Ontology annotation, cellular component: mitochondrion. The record is from RefSeq and is a predicted model, not a curated record. Gene Ontology annotation, biological process: fatty acid beta-oxidation. Gene Ontology annotation, molecular function: enoyl-CoA hydratase activity. Lineage: Eukaryota; Metazoa; Arthropoda; Insecta; Diptera; Drosophilidae.
GUCGAUAGUUGAUAACAAUUCUCUGGGAAUAUUCCACCGAUGAUCGGUAGACUUUUUAACAGCUGAGUAGAUAAGAAUUUUUAAAAUCAGUUAUUGAAAUAUUAACUAGGUCGUUGUUUUAUACAUAUAUCAAAGAACGAUGUUGCACUCAAGUCUCUUAAGACUAGUGGCCCUCAGGGUCCCAAUAAGACUGAUGUCCUCUACCACCAAGUUGACCACAGUUGAGGUCAAUGAUAAAACAGGAAUCGCUACCCUCACAAUGAACCGCCCUCCGGUAAAUAGCCAAAACGUGCAAUUAUUGAUAGAUUUGAAGACUUCCGUCAAUGAAAUUGAGAAAAACAAAUGCCGUGGCCUCAUUUUGACGUCCGCAAGUUCCAAUGUGUUUUCCGCUGGUUUGGACAUCCUGGAAAUGUAUAACACUAAUGAGGAGCGUCUCCGUGUCAUUUGGACUGAGCUGCAGAAUGCAUGGAUUGCCCUCUAUGCUACCAGUUUACCCACUGCAGCAGCUAUUAAUGGCCACGCCCCCGCCGGAGGCUGCCUCUUGGCCACUGCCUGCGAGUAUCGUGUGAUGCUGCCCAAAUUUGUAAUCGGAUUGAACGAAACCCAACUGGGAAUCAUUGCCCCAAAGUGGCUGAUGUCCGGAUUCGUCAACGUACUGCCCCAAAGGGUGGCAGAGCGUGCUCUCACUCAAGGUCGUUUGUUUACCACGCAGGAAGCUUUCGAUGCAGGCCUAGUUGACGAGAUCGCCAACUCUAAGGAGGAGGCCUUAGAGAAGUGCGCUGCCUUUAUCGGCAGCUUUUCUAAGGUUAAUCCACUGGCCCGUGGGCUGACCAAGCUUCAGUUCCGUGCGGAGAAUAUAAAGGAGUUUGAAAAAAUACGCGAAAAAGAUGUUGCGGAUUUCAUAGCCCUUGCCUCUCGUCCUGAGGUACAAAAGGGUAUGGGCAUUUACCUCGAAAAUCUGAAAAAGAAGGGAAAGAAGGAAAAGGACUAAAUUAAAAAAUGGAUUCUAUUUUAUGACAUAAAACAUGUUGAUCAUGUUCGAUUUUGAAGAGCAGACCAGAUACCAGCAUUUAAAUUAGAAUUAUAAGAUUUCAAAUCGAUACGUUAAAAAACGAUUCAACAUAUGUAGCUUAAAAAUAAAAAAUAUAUGUCUAUAUUUUCAAAACAUUUUUCAUCGUCCACAAACCAAGAUCAUCUCGAUAAGCAAUACUUAUAAAAACGAAGUUAAUAAACCAAACAAAUAAACAUCUUCAUAAAUAUAUGCAUUUUAACUGCGUAAUUUGAUUAUUUCUUUAAUAUCUGAUCACGAAAAAAUUAUCUAAGUGUUAAUAAUAGAACAAAUAUAAAUUUUCAGAUUACUAAUUUAA